Coffea eugenioides is the source of this 1632-nucleotide messenger RNA. RefSeq names its product putative MO25-like protein At5g47540. Gene Ontology annotation, biological process: intracellular signal transduction. The transcript is spliced from 11 exons. The record is from RefSeq and is a predicted model, not a curated record. NCBI's taxonomy places the organism in Eukaryota, Viridiplantae, Streptophyta, Magnoliopsida, Gentianales, Rubiaceae. Gene Ontology annotation, molecular function: protein serine/threonine kinase activator activity. The coding region runs from base 183 to 1208 and encodes 341 amino acids.
UAGGGGUUUGCUGGUCAGGUGGAACCUCAGCUGCGACGCACGGAGCCUCGGCGUCGUCAGCUGCAUCAGUGACUCAGAGGCAACAGCACCAGCAGCAGCCGCCGCCGCCUCGAAGGCUCCCAUCGUCGGCGGCAUCGGAUAGCAGCGACGGUAACGGUGGCGGCACUGGUAGUGGGAAAAAGAUGAAGGGCUUGUUUAAGUCCAAACCCAAGACCCCGGCUGACCUCGUUCGUCAGACUCGGGAUCUUCUCAUCUAUGUCGAUCGCGGCCCCGAUGCCACGCGCGAGACCAAGCGCGAAGAAAAGAUGACGGAAUUAAGCAAGCUUGUCAGAGAAUUGAAGUCAAUUCUUUAUGGAAAUAGUGAAGCUGAGCCUGUAACAGAAGCUUGUGCGCAACUGACCCAGGAGUUCUUCAGAGAGAACACACUACGCCUCUUAAUCAUCUGUCUGCCAAAGUUAAAUUUGGAGACCCGUAAGGAUGUUACUCAAGUUGUUGCAAAUCUGCAGAGGCAGCAGGUCCAGUCACGAUUGAUUGCCUGUGAUUACUUGGAAGCAAACAUAGAUUUGAUGGAUAUUUUGAUAGGCGGUUAUGAGAAUCCAGAUAUGGCUUUACACUAUGGUGCUAUGCUUAGAGAAUGUAUACGCCAUCAGACUGUUGCAAGGUAUGUCUUGGAAUCGGAGCAUAUGAAGAAAUUUUUUGAUUAUAUUCAACUUCCAAAUUUCGAUAUUGCUGCUGAUGCUGCUGCAACUUUCAAGGAACUCUUGACAAGGCACAAAUCAACUGUAGCUGAAUUCCUUUCAAAGAAUUACGACUGGUUUUUUGCUGAAUAUAACUCAAAGCUGCUUGAAUCUCCAAACUACAUUACCAGAAGGCAAGCUGUCAAGUUGCUGGGGGAUAUGCUGCUUGACCGCUCAAAUUCAGCUGUCAUGACUCGAUAUGUUAGCUCAAGAGACAACUUGAGGAUUCUAAUGAAUCUUCUUAGAGAAUCCAGCAAGAGCAUUCAGAUUGAAGCAUUUCAUGUUUUUAAGUUAUUCGCUGCCAAUCAACAUAAGCCCCCAGAUAUCGUUGGCAUCCUUGUGGCAAAUAGAAGCAAACUUCUGCGCCUCUUUGCUGAUUUCAAGUUGGAUAAAGAGGAUGAACAGUUUGAGGCUGACAAAGCCCAAGUUGUCAGAGAAAUUGCUGCGCUAGAGCCGAAAGAGGGCCCAUGAAUGCGGCUUUGUGUAGUUCCAUUAGUUGACAUGGCCAUGUUAUUGUAAUAUCUGUCGGGAGUUAUUUUCUUCCCUCCAUUUUAUUUGCAACGAUAGUUUCUAGUGACAGAAUAUCUGGAAACAUGGACCCCCUUUUCGUAAAGCUUUUCAUUUCUUUUUCUUCUUCUUUAGUUUGCUGGAGGUUUUAAUAUUCCGGAUACAAAGCUGGAAGACGAUACAUUCAGCAAGAGAGAGAGAUGUGAAUAUGAAUGUGAAUGGUGCAUGAUAUAUGACAGCGAGGAAUGUACAUGGCUGGUAUUAUUAAUAAGAAUGUAAACCUUCAAAGCAUUUUGCAGACUUGUUGGUAUCUUGAGCAUUGUAGAGGAAAAACCUGUGUGCUGCAGCAAAUGAAUAUGGUGAAGAAGCUGUAGUGUUCUGUUCUGAA